AUGGGUCAUCACUGGCCAGACGGAUUUGCUCCAUGGUGCCCCGACAGCCUCAGCUCGUCAUCCGCCCUCCUGGCAUCGUCAAGCAGUGGGUCGAGGAGGGCAACAAGCUUCUGGCAGCCACGGUUGUCCUCCGCAACGGUAGUAUCGCUUCCAAUGAUAGAAUUGCACGCAGUUUGGCCGACCGAGCCGGGAGCAGCAAGGACUCGCCUAUUGAAGUCGAGGCCGACUAAGGCUGCGCCCUUUGCACCCUACCUUGCGCCUCGAUCGGUCAGCGCUUCUCGCAAACAUCCGGACGACCUCUGCACCUUUCAAACAUGGGUACUCACGCUCCCUCCUCCAUUGGCACGAGACAGCUACAGGCCGCAGCCGCCAAACAACCCCGGUCUACCGAUGGAUACUGCCGCUCAAGCCCAAGAGGCCGAAACAGAGCGAUGGUCGUUCACCCGGGGCGGAACUCCUCAACGAGACCCGUCUCGAACUCCUCCACGGCGACAACAUCAGCCGCGGAACGGGAAUAUCGAUUCUACACCUCGACGUCGACAUGUUCUCCUGGCACAAAGCCCUCAAGUUAAUACGCGCCGCGCCGUACCCGGCCCAGCCCCCAUCAUAUUCGAUCAAGUUCUCGACAGGGCUGCUAUACGACAUCAGCACGGCGGAUUUAUGAUGGCAGGCCGUGAAGGAGCUAUAGGGCCUAUUUCAGCCGAAGGUGCUGUCGGAAAUCUCGCACGUGAAGAUCGGCGAGACGCAUCACUUUACUGUCGAGAUGUCUACGCAACCCCCCAAACACCGACGCCAUGGAUCUCGACGCAGAUGACAUGCACUGCAGGAUGCCUUGAACAGCCUUUUCACCUAGUUCAUUGUCAACCACGCCGCGCAGCACAGCCAGAGACUUCCCCGUUGCAAGAGCCAACCCGCACACAAAGCACGAUUUGUCGCUUCCUCAUCUCGUUCUUCUCACGGCGACACGACUUUGUGUUAUUUUGCACAUCCCCUUACCUUUUCCUCAACACUGCGGCCUCGCUAGAGAACAUCCGCCCUUGCGCCUACGCGUCGUCUUCUGUCAUCGACGCUGUCGCUCGCUCCUUCCCUUACCCGGCCCCACUCCCAAUGUGCACCAGCCCGCCUCUCGAUUAUCCUGCAUCAUCGACUCACGGCCCAAAACCCGGCCUCCUCCCACUCGCAAUCCAGCGACUUGCUGCUGAACGAAUCUACAUUAUGGCCGCCCCACCUCAAGAUGACAUUGACAAGUUCAUGGCCGACGCCGUGGCUUCCGUCCAUGACAAGCUACAAGAGCUGGGCUUGGAUACGACUGCCGAUCCAUACACAUACCAGGCUUAUGGGUUGGUUUCCGAGCUGAGGGCCUCAGUCCAUGAAAGCGCAGGAGGCCAGCCGAAGAGGAACAGAGCCCAUCGCCGUGUCCACGACGACAACCAUGACGACAUACUCAAGCAGCUCCCCGAUGCGGCUCGCCCCUUGAUGUCGGGGAUAAUGAGCCCUCGUCUGCUGCUUCAGGGUCGUCGCCGUGUCAGGAAGGCGCUUGAAAACCUUGUUCGCAAAGGAAAAGAAUUACACACCGUCUGCGGCGGACAUGCUGGCAUCCUCUUCGUCUUACCCUUGAACGUCGACCAGACCCUGGAUGUCCAACCGACUCACGAUAUCCUCCGCUUGAGAUUGGCCACGGCAGCCCACAUCGGUAAACAGGUCGCCGGGCUACCCUGGGUCGGAAAGCAUCGCGAGAGAGAGCCUGUACGGCAAGGCCUGCCACGUGCCCAUCGUCCUCUUGGUUGGUUUACGGAACUGACCACGCCCCAAUUCCGCCUUAUGGCCAGGGCCCGCCGUGAAGAAUCCCCUACACCUGUGCAUCGGAGACCGAUAUAG
Molecule: messenger RNA, 1878 nt
Organism: Ilyonectria robusta
Lineage: Eukaryota; Fungi; Ascomycota; Sordariomycetes; Hypocreales; Nectriaceae
Exons: 9
Coding region: 1-1878 (625 amino acids)
Source: RefSeq, a predicted model, not a curated record